AUGAAGAAAGAGUGGCUGCGAGGAGACAAAUUAUCUAGAAUCCCCAUCCUCUCGUCGCUGGUCACCUCGGCUCGGUUCGGUUCCAGCCCUGACGGCGGGGUCCCGCACCGAAGCGCGACCCAUCCAGCGGGCAGUCGCGCGUUGAGCGCAGGUGGCGCGGAGAAGCCGUCUGCGCGGUCCGUCGUCCUGCGAGUUGUUCGUUUCCGCGUCCCGUCACUUCCUUUCGCCUCUUCAUCCGGAAAUUCUUCUUACGCGCUGUCUCGUGCGCCUCGAUGGCUGCCAAAUGUAGAUUUUCAUUUUAUGGAAUGCGAGACGUUUUGCCUUCCCUUGCCUCAGCCACAAGGUGAAAGCAUCCAGGGUUUGCCAGCAACCGAACGCGAUCGUGCCUCAUUGGCGGGCAAAGCCCCGGCUCAGAGCAACGGAGGCUCGGGCGGGCGUCGGCCCCGCACGUGCCAGGAAGGGGAGAGGCCUGGUUGCCGCCGCUCCGUUCCGCGCUCCGGCAGAGGAUUUGCUCGAAAUUCGAUAAUAGACGCGCCAACCUCGCUGCCGUCCUGGAGGCUGAGAAUCUUCGGCCCACCUGUCAUAAAGCGGGGUGCGGGGCAGAGAGUGGGCGACACGACGGCGGCGGCGACGGUGGCGGCGCGGGCGGUGCAGCGCUCUCAGAGAGCACUCGUGCGGCGGGCGGGGGGGGCGGCGUGCAUGGUGCGUAGGCGGGAGGCGUGCGUGAGCCGGCGGCGGCUGCGGCAUCGAUUGCGGCGCGCGCCAGCGGCCGUUGCCCGCCCCGCCCCAGCCGUCCCCGGACGGCCCGCCGCCGCCCCCCCCCUUGUCCACCACCCCUCCCCGCCCCGCCUCCGUGUAAGCACAGCCCCUGAACCAUCCUCUGUCCCCGCCUGUCCCUCCUCCGUUCCUACUCGCCGUCCCCCACUUCGCUCACUCUCCGCCUCGCCCCCACUCCAACAUCCGACCCGCCUCCCGCCCCUUCCCCCGCCAACAACCCGCUUUCUCGCCCCACCCCCGCUCCUUGUGUCACUCGCUCAAGCCCACAGCCACAGCCACAGCCACAGCCACCGCCGCCGCCGCCGCCGCCACCAAAGGGUCCGCGAGCGCCCAGCGGUUGUGGCACGCACCGCCCGAAGGGCACAGGGGCGACGCCUGGCGGUGGCUCCAGGCCGCGUUCGCGCACACGGCAAUCGCUCUUUGAAAACAAUGGAAUGUAGCAAUCAGACGACGAACAAACAUAAACUUGAAAGAGCGUUGGCGAACUGGGUUUCUGAGCCCCCAAACAAAGACAUUGGCAAGUGCGCCAAACGUGCCUGGGCGCAUCUGAGUCAAAUCGCUUGGGUCAAUCGGUCAGGGAGGGCUACGGAGCCCCUCCUGCCCUACCGCACUCACUCGCCCCGCAUCGCCCGCGCCAGGAAAACACCAGCCGGGGCGCCGGGGCGGCGGGCGGGGCGCGUGGGGCGGGCGGGCGGGGCGGCCGUCCGCGUGCAAGUCACGUGUUCCGGGGCGGGUGGCUGCGCGAGAGGCGGUGGCGGCGGCGGUGCGUGGCGGGGGCGGUCGCGCGCCGGCCGCGCGCGCGCGCAGUUUCUCCGCCCGCCCCGCCCCCCCGCACGUGCGCGCGCCCGCGGCGGCGGCCGUCAGUGCCUCGCCCGCUGCGCACGCGGCACGUGCCCCGGACGGGCGACGCCGACCCGACGCGACGCGACGCCACGCGGAGCCCGUCUCGACGCGUCGCCAGCCGCCGCCGUCGCCGCUUCCUCCCCCCCGCCUCCCCGCCUCCACCGCUCUCUGCCGCCCUUCGCGAGGCCAGUGCUCGGCCCGCGCUUGACGAGUAAGUCGCUGGUGCCCGGACUCGAGCUCAUCCCGUCUGACGAUUGUCGUCGCCCGCUCAGCACGGACUACCUCGUGCGUCUUCCGCAGGGCGGCGCGCCCGUCGCCGGCAGUGCGAUUGCUGUCGCAGUCAUUGCUCUGACAGUGAUUAAACCACCGCCUUCUCCGCUGUACUCAUCUGUGAGUUCCGCGAAAGCUUCAAACUUCUUUAACGGCACCGCGCGCGCCAUCUCCGCCACCACCGCAUCUAACGAGCACUUGCCGUCGCGAACGACGCGCUCCUAUCGACGUUUUAUGCAAACGCGCCGAAAUUCAUUAGCGAAAACGCUUUCGUCGCGUGUUCCACAUUCUCGCACCUUGCCGAGUUGUAUCUCGCGAGGAACGUUGGAUGUUUUUGUGUUUGAUGGAAGUGUGGCACGCUUGAAAUCUGCAAGAAGUUUCAGAAGCAACACGCAGAAAAUUAGCUACGUCACUUUGGCCUUCACCCAAUUAGUGAAAGUGCGCGUACUAAAAGAAACAACAAAAUACGCAAUUUUAAGCGCUACUAAAAAUGAAGCGCAAAAAAUUUGGGUAAGCAUUCUUUUGAGAGUAUUCGUUCAAAAGAAAGUAUCAGCGUCGCGGCUCUUGCAACAGAAAAAAGGACAAGGCAUGAAAGUCAGCUUUAUUAACUUCGACAAACAAAAUCAAAACUUUCACAAAGUGGGGAAAGAAUUGGAAAACGAAAUAUUUGGUUUGAUAUAA
Messenger RNA from Gryllus bimaculatus (two-spotted cricket), 2571 nucleotides. Lineage: Eukaryota; Metazoa; Arthropoda; Insecta; Orthoptera; Gryllidae. The record is from the annotation of a GenBank genome assembly.